Cercospora beticola is the source of this 2328-nucleotide messenger RNA. It is a transcript of the gene CCT7, whose product is annotated as chaperonin-containing T-complex subunit CCT7. Gene Ontology annotation, molecular function: ATP-dependent protein folding chaperone; ATP binding; ATP hydrolysis activity. Gene Ontology annotation, cellular component: chaperonin-containing T-complex. NCBI's taxonomy places the organism in Eukaryota, Fungi, Ascomycota, Dothideomycetes, Mycosphaerellales, Mycosphaerellaceae. Gene Ontology annotation, biological process: protein folding. The record is from RefSeq and is a predicted model, not a curated record.
UAUCGCCGCAGUUGCCCGUCCCACCCAUCCGCCCACGAGACCCACGACACCUUCGAGACGCACGAAUACGGAUUGUCAUUGGGAGUACGCUUGAGGAGAAUCGCCCAAAAUGUCCUUCGGCGGGCAGACGCCGACCAUCAUCGUCCUGAAAGAGGGAACGGACCAAUCCCAAGGACGAGGACAGAUUAUCUCCAACAUCAACGCAUGUCUGGCAGUACAGUCGACCAUCAAGAGCACAUUGGGUCCAUAUGGCGGUGAUCUGUUGCUGGUCGACGAGAAUGGCAAGCAGACAAUCACGAACGACGGCGCAACAGUCAUGAAACUCCUCGAUAUCGUCCACCCAGCCGCACGAGUACUCACCGAUAUUGCGCGAUCACAGGAUGCCGAAGUGGGAGACGGAACCACUUCAGUGGUGGUUUUGGCUGGUGAGAUCUUGAAAGAAAUCAAAGAGCACGUGGAGCAGGGCGUCAGCAGUCAGGUCAUCAUCAAGGGUCUGCGAAGAGCGGGCACUAUGGCUGUGAACAAGGUCAAGGAGAUUGCGGUGAGCACAACAGAGGGCAACCAGCGUGAAACACUGCGAAAGCUGGCGAGGACGGCGAUGAGCAGUAAACUCAUUUACCGCAACGAGCAAUUUUUCACCAAGAUGGUUGUGGAUGCCGUGUUAUCUCUGGACCAGGAUGAUCUGAACGAGAAGCUCAUUGGCGUGAAGAAGAUCACAGGCGGUGCGCUCCAAGAUUCGCUGUUCGUGAACGGAGUAGCUUUCAAGAAGACCUUCUCAUACGCCGGUUUCGAGCAACAACCCAAAUCUUUCAAGGACCCGAAGAUAGUCUGCUUGAACGUCGAACUGGAGUUGAAGAGUGAAAAGGACAAUGCCGAAGUCCGUGUGGAGCAGGUCUCAGAAUAUCAGGCGAUUGUGGAUGCAGAAUGGAAGAUCAUUUACGACAAGAUGGAGGCACUUUACAACACAGGCGCCAAGGUUGUCCUUUCAAAACUCCCGAUCGGAGAUCUGGCAACACAAUACUUCGCUGAUCGAGAUGUCUUCUGCGCUGGCCGCGUAUCAUCCGACGACCUCGAGCGUGUCUGCCAAGCGACUGGCGCUUCGGUACAAUCAACAUGUUCAGAUAUCCAGCCACACCAUCUCGGAACCUGCGAAACAUUCGAGGAGCGACAAAUUGGAGGCGAACGCUACAACUUCUUCGAGGGCUGCCCUGGUGCCAAGACUUGCACACUGGUACUCCGUGGAGGCGCAGAGCAAUUUAUUGCAGAAGUCGAGCGCAGUUUGCACGACGCCAUCAUGAUUGUCAAGCGUGCGAUCAAGAACCAGACUAUCGUGGCGGGUGGCGGUGCCUGCGAGAUGGAGAUCUCAGCAUACCUACACAGCUUCGCGGACAAGAACGUGCCGCACAAGCAGCAAAGCAUUAUCAAAUCCUUCGCAAAGGCACUCGAGGUCAUUCCUCGGCAACUGUGCGAUAAUGCCGGUUUCGAUGCGACGGACAUCCUCAACCGCCUACGUGUUGAGCACAGGAAGGGCAACACAUGGGCAGGCGUGGACUUCGAUAACGAAGGCAUCCGUGACAAUCUGGAAGCAUUCGUGUGGGAGCCUGCAUUGGUCAAGAUCAAUGCUAUUCAGGCUGCCAUUGAAGCCAGUUGCUUGAUCUUGAGUGUGGACGAAACUAUCAAGAACCAGGAAUCUCAGCAACCGCAGGCACCGACGAGAGGGCUGCCUCCCGGCGCCGCACAGAGAGCGAUGAGAGGAAGAGGACGUGGCAUGCCUAGACGGUAGAGAAAUCAUCGAUGAGCAGCUCCUGAUGUGACACGCAAUAGAGAGCAUGAUGUCGACACGGAAUGUAUGUGUGAAUGCAUGAUGCUAUGCAGGCAAAAGCUGUAGACGAUGAAUGCGCAACAAGGAGUUGUGCUCAGCUCGCACAGAGCAGCCACCAAAGAUGGGCCCUUCGCACGACCGCGUAACCAUCGAAGUCACCGCAUAAACUAUGGCCAGGGGUGCAUGCGCUUGCAAAGAACAAUCGUCAAUGGCCGACAGUAGUCUAGAUCAAAUACAGCUGAAAGACACGCUCAUCGCGCGGAGCCACCAUGGAGAAUAAUCGUUGUCCUCAUUCAUUUAUUGCUCUACUUCUUUAAUUCAUUAUCUUCAUCUCUAGUAAGCGUACCUCAGCACUCUCUCAUCCCCAUCCAUUCUGAUCUUGCGAUUCAUUCUCAUUAACCAGAACUUCAUCACCCAUGCGCUUCCAGCACAGACAAUACUGAAGCCCGCGCUUGAGAUCAUCGCUGGACGGAAAGCCGGAGCAUCGCUCGAAGGCCACAAAUAAG